Chenopodium quinoa (quinoa) is the source of this 1290-nucleotide messenger RNA. Its product is annotated as probable pectate lyase 4. The record is from RefSeq and is a predicted model, not a curated record. The transcript has 5 exons. Gene Ontology annotation, molecular function: pectate lyase activity. The coding region runs from base 147 to 1154 and encodes 335 amino acids. Lineage: Eukaryota; Viridiplantae; Streptophyta; Magnoliopsida; Caryophyllales; Amaranthaceae.
CAACCCCACCCAAAACAUCUCCAUUAUCAAAUCAGAAAGAAACUCAUUAAAACACAAAACAAUAGUUUCGUUUUUUCCACAAUUAAUCCCCAACAUUAAAAUGUUCAAUUCAUAAACUCCUCCCAAAAUUAAUUAAUUUUCAUUAAAUGGGUAACUCCCACUUUAACACUCGCAAAAACCGGCAUCAUCAUCAUCAUCAACAACAGGUGGAACAAUCUUCUUCAUCAAUUCCUCCUCCUUCAAAUCCCAACUAUAUAUACCCACCUCCUCCUCCCAACUAUCCAUAUCCGUACAAUCCUCAACCUCAACCUCAAUCUUAUUCUUCUUCAAUGGCGCUUACCUUGCCUUACUCCCAUGUCGACUCCUGUUUACGCGCUCUCGCUCAACAAGCUCAGGGUUUCGGUCGAUUUUCCGUUGGCGGCCUUCAUGGUCCCCUUUUCCUUGUCACCUCCCUCUCCGAUGAUGGGCCAGGGUCGCUAAGGGAAGCGUGUCGAAAGAAGGAACCACUCUGGAUUGUAUUUGAAGUUUCGGGUACCAUUGAGCUGAAGUCGCACUUGAAUGUAUCGUCUUAUAAGACGAUAGAUGGACGUGGACAAAGGAUUAAGUUCACAGGGAAAGGGUUAAGGCUCAAGGAGUGUGAGCAUGUGAUUAUAUGCAAUCUUGAAUUUGAAGGUGGGAGGGGACAUGAUGUAGAUGGGAUUCAGAUUAAGCCGAAUUCUAAGCAUAUAUGGAUUGAUCGUUGCACCUUGCGUGAUUAUGAUGAUGGUCUCAUCGAUAUCACCAGGCAGAGUACUGAUAUCACUAUUUCUAGGUGUCAUUUCUCUCAGCAUGACAAAACAAUGCUCAUUGGAGCAGAUCCAUCUCAUGUUGAUGAUAGAUGCAUUCGGGUGACUAUUCACCACUGUUUUUUUGAUGGAACCCGACAAAGACAUCCUCGUGUAAGAUAUGGGAAAGUUCAUCUUUACAACAAUUACACCAGGGGUUGGGGUAUUUAUGCUGUCUGUGCCAGUGUAGAAUCUCAGAUUUAUUCUCAGUGCAACAUUUAUGAAGCUGAUAAGAAGAAAACAGCUUUUCUUUACUACACAGAGAAGGCUGCUGAUAAAGAACAAGAAGCAACUGGGAGCAUAAUAUGGAUGUUGUGUUGGUGUAGAUGAUGGGCCAGGGUCGCUAAGGGAAGCGUGUCGAAAGAAGGAAUCACUCUGGAUUGUAUUUGAAGUUUCGGGUACCAUUGAGCUGAAGUCGCACUUGAAUGUAUCGUCUUAUAAGACGAUAGAUGGACGUGGACAAAGG